AUGUCAUUCACACCAUCUCCAGGCAUGGCAACCACACCUACAAUGUCUGCAACAGAGAGUCCUCCACUUCAGUAUAUGUCAGAAGAUGGAGACAGCAUUGACAGAAGUGAAACCAUGAAUAUGUCCCAGCUUGAACCCUUACCUCCUGUUGAUGCCCAACCAGUGAUGUACUGUGAACCAGCCUUUUGGUGCUCUAUUAGUUACUAUGAACUCAAUACUUGUGUUGGUGAAACUUUUCAUGCUUCACAGCCUUCUACAACAGUAGAUGGUUUCACAGACCCAAGCAAUUCAGAACGAUUCUGUCUUGGACUGUUGUCAAAUGUUAAUCGUAAUGCAGUUGGAGUAACUGAUAGGACCGCCACUGCAAUCCUUUGUAUUGGUGGACCGAUCGAGGUGGCGCAGUGA
Messenger RNA from Schistocerca gregaria, 405 nucleotides. Its product is annotated as mothers against decapentaplegic homolog 3-like. Lineage: Eukaryota; Metazoa; Arthropoda; Insecta; Orthoptera; Acrididae. The record is from RefSeq and is a predicted model, not a curated record. Gene Ontology annotation, cellular component: heteromeric SMAD protein complex. Bases 1 to 405 code for a protein of 134 amino acids. The transcript has 2 exons. Gene Ontology annotation, biological process: regulation of transcription by RNA polymerase II; cell differentiation; SMAD protein signal transduction. Gene Ontology annotation, molecular function: I-SMAD binding; DNA-binding transcription factor activity, RNA polymerase II-specific; RNA polymerase II cis-regulatory region sequence-specific DNA binding.